GAGAAGACGUGUCGUCCAGAUGAAUUUCGAUGUAAUAAUUCACUUUGUAUAUCUCAAGCUCUCGUCUGUGAUACUGAUAAUGAUUGCGGUGAUAGUUCGGACGAGGGAGAAUUUUCCAACCACAAAUGUCAACCAGGAUUUUUUCAAUGUGAUAAUAAACGAUGUAUACCAGAUCAUUUAGUUUGUAACGGAGGUCUGGACUGUUUUGACGAAAGCGACGAGUAUGAUUGUCCAGCCUUAAACUGUACUGGUCGACGUUGGACCUGUAAAACGGUACGACAAUGUAUCUCUCGGAAAUAUCAAUGCGAUGGAGUUGACGAUUGCACAGAUGCUAGUGAUGAGGAGGAUUGUGCUACACGAGCCCCUGAUGAAUGCCAUGAUAAUGAGUUUAAAUGUACAGUUGGAGGUUGUAUACCAGAAACGUGGAAAUGUGACGGACAGGAGGAUUGUGAGGAUGGCUCGGAUGAA
This is a messenger RNA of Lottia gigantea (owl limpet), 468 nucleotides long. RefSeq lists its product as hypothetical. Gene Ontology annotation, cellular component: plasma membrane. Gene Ontology annotation, molecular function: protein binding. Lineage: Eukaryota; Metazoa; Mollusca; Gastropoda; Lottiidae. The record is from RefSeq and is a predicted model, not a curated record. The transcript has 3 exons. The annotation marks the transcript as partial.